This is a messenger RNA of Trichechus manatus latirostris (Florida manatee), 5100 nucleotides long. RefSeq names its product ubiquitin conjugating enzyme E2 V2 (gene UBE2V2). Gene Ontology annotation, cellular component: nucleus. The record is from RefSeq and is a predicted model, not a curated record. The transcript has 3 exons. Lineage: Eukaryota; Metazoa; Chordata; Mammalia; Sirenia; Trichechidae. Gene Ontology annotation, biological process: protein K63-linked ubiquitination; DNA damage tolerance. Bases 59 to 370 code for a protein of 103 amino acids.
GUGACGCGACGUGACGUCGACUUGCGUGCAGGGCGGCUGCGUCUGGCUGCAGGAGAAGAUGGCCGUCUCCACAGGAGUUAAAGUUCCUCGUAAUUUUCGCUUGUUGGAAGAACUCGAAGAAGGACAAAAAGGAGUAGGCGAUGGUACAGUUAGCUGGGGCCUUGAAGAUGACGAAGAUAUGACACUUACAAGGUGGACAGGCAUGAUUAUUGGGCCACCAAGGGUGGAUGCACGGAGCAUACCAGUGUUAGCAAAAUGGCAAAAUUCAUAUAGCAUUAAAGUUGUACUUCAAGAGCUAAGACGUCUAAUGAUGUCCAAAGAAAAUAUGAAGCUUCCACAGCCUCCAGAAGGACAAACGUACAACAAUUAAUUUUAGUGGAUCUCAAACUUGUCUUAAGUCAACAACCUUCUACUCAUGUUAAUGUCUUGAUUAAGUAUCACAAUGCAAAAUACCCACACAUUAAGUCAAAGAAUUCCAGCUGGUAAACAUGACCCGGACAUUUGUAAGAAUACACUUAAUACAUGUACACUCAUUAUGUUUUCAGGUCACAGGUGGAAAAAUGCAGCACUUCUCUCUUAUCAAGGCACUGCCAUUUAAGCAUAAACCUGGAGUACUCAAAAUAGAAUUCAGGUUUACAAGAUGAUAGCUUGCUGGAGAAGUGCCAGGUUGCGGUGGAAGGAUGUAUUGUUCUGAAAACUAGUCUCCAGGAGGAAACUAUCAAGGGCAUGCUUUAUCCAUCUUGCUUAGUGAAAGAGCUGCAGUUUAAAUUGUUUAAAGUAGCAGGUACAAUGAAUAUUGUCGCAAUUGUGUUAAUUUUUGAAGCGGUGUGGGUUCUGACUACUAGUAGUAUCAAAAAAUAUGUUCAAGAUUGUUUUGAUACCUGUAUUUAUAAUAAAAAAAAAGUGGGAGGAGUCGAUGAAUUUCUGUUACAAGCUGUUUCUGCGUGUUACAUGUAACAAACAUGGUAAAUGUGUGUUUACAGUCUUUAACAAACCAUGCAUUUAAGUUUUAGUGAAACCAACAAAAAAGAAACAGGUGUAUGGAUAUGUGAUUUUGAGAUGAAAGUUCAUCUUAAAAUAUAAAUAAAAUGUGGAAAGUGUGUCAGAGACUGUGCCAUUUCUAUUAUAUUGAUAUAUAUAUCUACAGUACUUUUCACAGGUAACAAAAAUCAGAAUUAUAUAGCUUUUCAUCUAUACACACCUUUUACUAUUUAUCCUGUUUUGUAUCCUUCUUGUGAAUUGGAAUUUUGCAGAGUAUUUCAAAGAAUAAAUUACCUAAUUAGUUUAAUUUCUUUUUUGGAGAAGGAGGAAUCCCAGGAAUUAAUAUUUUGAAUUUGAUUUCACCAGAAAUAUUAGUAAAAAGAUCUUUCAGUCCUAGCAGCUCUAUAAAAUUCAUAGAAUUAUAGAUUGCAGAUUAUCCAAAUAUACAUUCCAUUUUUUCUUAGAAGUUUUUUUUCCUUAUUUUCUUGUGAAGCUUCAGGUUAAUAGACUGGAGUAAUUUGAGACACUUCUCCCACAAUUAAUGCUUUUUAACACUAAAAUAGGAUUAAUUUUAUCCAUUCUGCCCAGCAUCCGAUCUAGCAAAUGUGUAAUUCUAAAGUUAAAGUUUAUUUAUGUUCUGCUUUUACCAAAGUGAGUUGAGGCUUUACAUCACUGUUUUUCACUUCAAAGGACUGGCUGGGUGUACUGCUUUGUUAAAGCUGUUGUUUUCUUAUGAAUCCACUGAAGACAAUAGAAAGGUAUUCGGGUAAAGUCUUCUUUAGUUUUGGCAAGCUUAACCAUCAUAUAAAGGAAACCAUGAUAGUCAAAAUACCAAAUUAGAUGUUCCUACUUUUUGCUUAUAAAGGGGAAAAAGUCAACCUUAGGUAUAAAAAUAUUUUAGCUACUUUUAUAGCACAAGGACAGAUUUCUCAAAAUAUACCCCUGUCAUGUUCUUGUCAAGCUCAUUUAAAGUUAAAGCUUUAAGCUACAUUUUCUUGGUCAAUAGUAUAUUAAAGUCAGGGACAUUUUGUCUAAACUAAUUUCAAAAUGCCUAUUCUCUUUUAGGUUAUCAAAGAUGUUUAAGAUGACAGAGAACAUACACAUACAAAUUAGUAAUGCAUGCGUAAGUUAUUAAAAUAGAUUUGAAAUCAACUAUUGAAAGAUAUUCUUAAUUUUUUUUAAAUGGUUGAAUAUGAGAUUGAAUUACCUUGACAGUAUAUAAAAAUCUGAUGGUAACUUAUGGUUGGAAUCAGUCUCAACUUUUUCCACUUUGAAAUAUGUCUUGUCAUACAUGGAAGCUUGUAACCAUUUGAGUGCUGUUCAAUUAUUUCUCUCGGUGGCCAAGAAUUUGGGUACCUUCAUCUCUGUCCUCUUUACUUUCCCUUUAUCCACCAUUGUGAAAGUGGUUUUUCCCCCAAAUGUAUGUUGUCUGAGUUGGCCCUGUGAUGUUUAUUUCCCCUCUUGUUUUGGGGAUUAUGGAUCUCUGUAGAAAUUUGCAUGCCAGUUUACCAGUUUUCAAAGCAGGAUAAUUUUGCAUGUCACAAUCAAAUGUAUAUGGCAAUCUAAGACACAUUGGUUGAUUAUAGGAAGCAAUUAAUAUAGAACCACUCUUAAUUAUAGUAGUGACAUAUCUAAGAGCAGUUUUGAAGCAAUUUUUCCUUUGUUUUGUAAAGUGGCUAAGGUUGUUAGGAGUGUGUGAUACUAACUUCUAAAUGAAUUGUAAGAUUGCCUUAGAUGUUUGUUUCAAAGGCUAGCAAGUGAGACCCUGAGGAUGAUCAUAUAUUAAUAAAUGACUACAAAAAUAAAAUUCUUGUUCUAUUAGGUCAGUGUUAUGCUUUAAUGAUUUUAAUUGGUUAGUAAUUCAUUUUCAGAAUGGAUAAUUUUUAAAAAUGUUUUUUCUAUUAUUUUAAAGUAAUGACAUUUGUUGUUAUGGGCUUGUUAUGUGCAACUUUACAAUAUUUUGGAACAUAAACAUUAGAAAGGAUAGUGGUAUUUCAGUCCUUUGAGUGUAAAAACAGAAAAUUUGUAAUGUAAAAUUGUCCUUUUAAAAGAAUUUAUGACACUUCAAAUUUGAGUAAUUGUUUACAGAAUGAAGUAGUUUGACAUGUUUUAUUAGAUAAUUCAUAAUGAAAACUAGUCCGGAUUACUUAAUAUGAAUACAUUUAUUUCAAUGUUAUUUCCCACUCAAUAUUUUUAUAAAAACAAACAAUGGGGAACAAAGUAUUGAUAAAUAUAUAUGAAAUUAAUAUUGUUUUGGAAUUUAGUGGACCCAGUUUGGUAUUAAUGCUUUUUUCCAUAAUAGGCUUGGUGAGUAUGGCUUUGGGUGGUUCUGGUGGGUACAUCAUGGAAAGACUUAAAGCAAUGAAUUGUAGACUUCAGUUUAGUCAAACCAUGUUAAGUCUUUUAAUGAGCACAUGGCUGUAUUCUAUGUACAUUUUAAAGGAUAUGAGUACUAACAAUAAAGUCUCAUAUGGGGGAUAUUUAAGGGAUGGACUCCCCCCGUCCCCCUCGCCCGGAUUUCCUUUUAUAAUUAUACAUUUCAGACAUAUUUAAGUGUAGAGUUACGGUAUCAUUUGUUGCUGGAAAGGGUGCAAAAGGCUUUAUAGUACUGAUUUUACUUUCUGAUAAAUAUCAGUGUAGUUUUCUAGUGCCACCUUGGUUGACUUUUGGUUAUUUUCACAAAAAGAUUCCAAUUAUCAAGGUUUUGAAAAAUUGUAUAUAUUUUGUAUAUAAAACAGAAACAUCGUAAAAAGGAAUGAAUGCAGUGUAUUGUAGAAUUGAUUGGAACAUUAGAGAUCAGUUCCCACCCAAGAUUGUGUUUUUAUAAUAAAAAAGGUGGAAAUGCAUGGGGAUAGAAUAUCUUUUAUGCUAAAAUUAAUCACGCCUUAUGGAAGUUUGCUAGAGUAGGUGAAAAUCUAACCAUAGUUCAUACUGAAAAUAAACGUACGCAUAAGUAUUUUCUGAGGAGAAAUUUAACAGAAGGCAUUGAUGAUACAGAAGAUAAAUGACAAGUCAAAAGCAUUGUUUUCUUAAUUGUAUGCGUUUUGGGAACUCAUGGAGUGAGUACAUGAUAACAUCACUGGAUAUGAAGAAAUCAACAUGGUAUUUAAAUCCUUAGUUGAAUAUUCUCAUCUAAAAAAAGAAAAUCAUCAUUUUUACAUGUAGCCCACGUUUUUUUUUCUGCUUGUUUAUUUAUGACAUCAGCAAUAAAAACCAGAUCUCACUUUUCUCAACUCAGAUUCCAGGGAAUCCUUUCUCAAGUGAAUAACUGACCAAAUGCCAUUAAGGGUGGUGCCGAAUGUACACUACGUUCUGCCACCACAUGUAGACUUAUUAUGUGAUUUCUUUUAUCUUGUCCUUGUUCAAUAAAAUAAGUAGGUAGUUUAAGUUUAUCUGGAAAUUUUGGUAGCUGAAAUAGUAUACAAAAGCAAAGCUAAUAUUCUACUUCCAAAUUAGAACUAACAGGUGGUACUAAGAAAUCCAUAGUAACAAGAAAGCUGUGCUUGGUAAAGAAACAAGUCAUUGAUUAUUGAUAGUGAAAACUUGGCAUUAGGCCAGGUCCUUGUCCAGACAGUGAUGGUCAGUGUGCCUUCAGCUCCACACUUUCAUCCAACCUUGGUGUCACGUGGACCCACAGCUGUCUGCCCACAUUGCUCUGCUUUGUAUUUAUUUGCAAAGCUAUUUCACCUACCCGGGUGGCAUUUCUGAACAUUACCUUACAGGUUCCAAACCUCUAUUCCCUGUCAAUACGUAUUCUUUCCCAAGCCUGGGAGUGUUCCCCACACAGAGCCAUCUCUUUUUGCAGAACGAGUGAGAUUUAGGUAAAAACUGCUAGAUUUUAUACCCCCAAAAUAUCCUCCAAAGUUCACAUCUUAAAUCUUCUCACUAAAAACUUCAAACUCAUUUCUCUCUUCCCCAAACUGUGUUUAUAAAGGGAAAUCUUUAGAUGAAGACAUUACAUUCCUGGAGAAGUGUCUGCCCUGAUGCUGUCACCAUAGUCAUGGAGCAGGCCAUAUUGCCACUGCCGUCUUCACCUGUGUGGGUGUCAGCAGAAUAUGAAGGAAGGGACAGGGUUGAGAGAGACAGCCUUUGUUAGAUAAUGGAAAUGCCAGGUUGUGG